AUGUCCGAAGGUCCAGUCGUAAAUGGCCUCUUCCGCCAUAAUAACACUACCCCUCCAGUGGAGCAAAGCGUUAUGGCCCUCUUCUCACUAAGAGGAAAAACCGCCGUCGUUACCGGCGCAGCAUCGGGAAUCGGGUUGAGCGUCGCGCAUGCACUCGCAGAGGCAGGCGCCAAUGUUGCGAUUUGGUAUAAUAGGAAUAGUAAAGCCGUCGAGGAGGCCGCAAAUAUCGAAGCCAAGUAUGGCGUUAAAUGCCGUGCAUACCAAAUAAACAUCCGCGACAGCGAAAAAGUGGAAGAGCUGUUAAAUACUUGUGUCCGCGAGCUUAACGGUCGCCUAGACAUUUUUAUCGCCAACUCCGGAAUUCCGUGGACUCAGGGUCCCAUGGUUGAUGCUCCGCUUGACCACUACAGAGACGUGACACAAACCGAUCUGGAUGGAACAUUUUAUUGUGCCAGAGCUGCUGGCGCCCACUGGAGAAGGCAGAAGACCGAGGGUACUGAUAUAUUCGGCAAUCCUCUUGAACGCUUCACAUACGGUAGCUUCGUUGCGACUGCUUCCAUGAGUGGCCACAUUGUCAAUAUACCACAACUCCAAGCGGCGUAUAAUGCGGCUAAAGCCGGAGUCAUCCACUUGUGUAAAUCACUUGCGGUGGAAUGGGUUCAAUUUGCGCGGGCCAACACAGUCUCGCCUGGAUAUAUUAUUACGGAUAUCUCGACGUUUGUUCCUGAUGAGACAAAGAGCAUUUGGAAAGAUAAGAUUCCAAUGGGCCGAGAAGCCCUGCCGCAUGAGCUUAAAGGUGCCUAUUUGUAUCUGGCAUCGGAUGCUUCAAGCUAUACGACUGGGGCCGAUCUUGUUGUGGAUGGAGGCUAUACUUUACCCUGA
Messenger RNA from Aspergillus pseudotamarii, 882 nucleotides. RefSeq names its product SDR family oxidoreductase. The transcript has 3 exons. The coding region runs from base 1 to 882 and encodes 293 amino acids. The record is from RefSeq and is a predicted model, not a curated record. NCBI's taxonomy places the organism in Eukaryota, Fungi, Ascomycota, Eurotiomycetes, Eurotiales, Aspergillaceae. Gene Ontology annotation, cellular component: intracellular anatomical structure. Gene Ontology annotation, molecular function: oxidoreductase activity, acting on NAD(P)H, oxygen as acceptor.